AUUAUUAUUAUUAUUCUUCCAAUUCGCAAGCCUCUCGCUAUUUCAUACAAAGAUCAAACGAAAACCCAUAAAGCAAUUCACUUUCUUCCUUUCUUCUUGUUCUUCGAUUCCUAAUCCCUUUCUCGUUGCCCUAGAUUCUCUCUCUCACUCUACCGCUUUUCAAUUUUCAACCCCUUUCUAUCGAUCGCACCUCAAUCCUAGGGUUUCCGCCAUGGAUUCCGAGGAUGAUAUGCACGACGCCAACGAUGUCGAGUCCCUCGACGACGAUUUCUACAGUGGCGAAACCGACGAUAAUGCUCCCAUGGAUUACUACAGCGACUACGACGACGACGCCGAUGAUUACUUCGACGACGCCGACGAUUCCGACCGGAUUCAGUCUCGCCGCCCCGAGCAAAAUUUUACUAUAUUGAGGGAAUUGGAUAUCCGGCAAAGGCAGGAAGAUGACAUCACGAGAGUAGCGGCAGUUCUUUCGAUACCAAGAGUUUCUGCAAGCAUCCUGCUUCGUCAUUAUAAUUGGAGUGUUAGUAAAGUGCAUGAUGCCUGGUUUGCUGAUGAACAACAAGUUCGGAAAGCAGUUGGUUUGUUGGAGAAGCCAGUUUUCGAGAAUCAUAAGGCUAGAGAGGUUACAUGCGGCAUCUGUUUUGAAAACUAUCCUCGUGCUAGGAUUGAAACUGCUGCUUGUGGUCAUCCCUACUGCUUUCAAUGCUGGGCUGGAUAUAUUGGCACUUCAAUUAAUGAUGGUCCGGGAUGUUUGAUGUUGAGAUGUCCUGAUCCCGCUUGUGGUGCUGCCAUUGGUCAAGAUAUGAUUAAUCUUUUAGCAUCUAAUGAAGAUAAAGAGAAGUAUGACCGUUACCUUCUUAGGUCUUACAUUGAAGACAAUAAGAAGACCAAGUGGUGUCCUGCUCCAGGUUGUGAAUAUGCAGUUACUUUUGAUGCUGGUAAUGGAAAUUUUGAUGUAUCUUGCCUUUGUGCAUAUAGCUUCUGCUGGAAUUGUACUGAAGAGGCUCACCGCCCAGUGGAUUGUUGUACUGUGUCAAAAUGGAUAAUGAAAAACAGUGCCGAAUCUGAAAACAUGAACUGGAUACUUGCUAACUCAAAGCCAUGUCCUAAGUGCAAGAGACCAAUUGAAAAAAACCAAGGGUGCAUGCAUAUGACAUGCACUCCACCUUGCAAAUUUGAAUUUUGCUGGCUAUGCCUUGGUGCAUGGUCAGACCAUGGUGAAAGGACAGGUGGUUUCUAUGCUUGCAACCGUUAUGAAACUGCUAAACAAGAAGGGGUGUAUGAUGAAACUGAAAGAAGAAGAGAAAUGGCAAAGAAUUCAUUGGAGAGGUACACACAUUAUUAUGAGCGGUGGGCCAGCAACCAAUCUUCAAGGCAAAAGGCUCUUGCAGAUCUACACCAGAUGCAAACUAUUCAUCUUGAGAAACUCAGUGACACCCAGUGCCAGCCUGAGUCACAGCUUAAGUUCAUAACUGAGGCCUGGUUACAGAUAGUUGAAUGCAGGCGAGUCCUGAAGUGGACAUAUGCAUAUGGAUACUAUUUACUCGAGCAAGAACAUGCUAAAAAACAAUUCUUUGAAUACUUACAAGGUGAGGCAGAAUCUGGUUUAGAGAGACUUCAUCAAUGUGCUGAAAAGGAACUACAGCUAUUCCUUAACGCUGAUGGCCCAUCUAAAGACUUCAAUGACUUCCGCACUAAACUAGCUGGAUUGACCAGUGUGACUAGAAACUACUUUGAGAAUUUGGUUAGGGCAUUAGAGAAUGGUUUAGCUGAUGUGGAUAGUAACGGAGCUGCUUCCAGCAAAGCAACGAGCUCAAAAAAUGCUGCAGGGAGCAGUAAAGGGAGAGGUGGUAGAGGAAAGGGAACUAACCGAUCUAGCAUGUCCAACAGAAUGACUGAUGACAAUCAUUGGUCUUGCGAAGCUUGUACCUACGCAAAUCUCAAGUCUGCCACCACAUGCCAGAUGUGCAAUCAACCGCGUCGAUGAAAAAAAAUCCGCUCCUCUAUUAGAAACAGUCUUCUGCCCAAGGCGAAUACAGCAAAAACUGAAUGGAGUUAUUAGUCUUUUAGUGAUAUGCUGGCUCCUUUUUGUUAAGGCUAUAGAACUUGAACAGGAUGAAGGCGUAAGUCAAGCAAGAAAGGUUAUCUUUGCACUUCAAUUGAAUACAUCUGAAUUCAAUGUAUAUAGUGUCUUAUCUUUAAAUUUAUGGAUGGGGUUUAUGCAACAGGCUUCUGUAACUGAAUAUUAUGGUGGAGAUGAACACAAAUGUACUCGUUUGUGUCCUGAUUUCUUCUAGUAAAACUGUGUCAGUUGUGUAUAAGCAUGGGGUUGGUUGCUUUUUUAAGAGUCCGCUAAUAAUGAAUUGUUUGAUAGAAAUACCAUACUGUUACCACAAAUUUAUUUAUAUUACCUGUAAACUUUCUGACUGGAUUAA
Molecule: messenger RNA, 2435 nt
Organism: Lotus japonicus
Lineage: Eukaryota; Viridiplantae; Streptophyta; Magnoliopsida; Fabales; Fabaceae
Product: probable E3 ubiquitin-protein ligase ARI7
Exons: 15
Coding region: 212-1987 (591 amino acids)
Biological process (GO): protein polyubiquitination; positive regulation of proteasomal ubiquitin-dependent protein catabolic process; ubiquitin-dependent protein catabolic process
Cellular component (GO): ubiquitin ligase complex; cytoplasm
Molecular function (GO): zinc ion binding; ubiquitin conjugating enzyme binding; ubiquitin protein ligase activity
Source: RefSeq, a predicted model, not a curated record